UCUUCAACGGCGCAGUUACAACUUCCGGAUUCCUACUAUCAAUGAUUUUGUCACUUGUGUGAGACUAAAACACUGCACUGGUGUUUGUUUUAUUGUCCUUAAAGAUGUCGUACAACUACGUGGUAACAGCCCAGAAACCUACGGCGGUAAACGCCUGCAUCACAGGCCACUUCACCUCUGCAGAGGACCUGAAUUUGCUCAUAGCUAAAAACACACGUUUGGAGAUCUAUGUCGUCACAGCUGAGGGGCUCCGGCCCGUCAAAGAAGUGGGCAUGUAUGGCAAGAUUGCUGUCAUGGAGCUCUUUAGGCCAAAGGGCGAGAGCAAAGACCUGCUGUUCAUUCUCACAUCCAAGUACAACGCCUGCAUCCUGGAAUACAAACAGAACGGGGAGAGCAUCGACAUUAUCACUCGUGCUCAUGGCAACGUCCAGGAUCGUAUCGGCCGUCCAUCAGAGACAGGCAUUAUCGGAAUUGUAGACCCAGAAUGCCGUAUGAUCGGCCUGCGGCUGUAUGAUGGCCUGUUCAAGGUGAUCCCGUUGGACCGAGACAACCGCGAGCUCAAGGCCUUCAACAUACGACUGGAGGAGCUGCAGGUCAUCGACGUCCACUUCCUUUACAGCUGCCAAGCCCCGACUGUCUGCUUUAUCUACCAGGAUCCCCAGGGACGUCAUGUGAAGACCUAUGAGGUUUCGCUGAGGGAGAAGGAGUUUAACAAGGGACCGUGGAAACAGGAGAACGUGGAGGCUGAGGCGUCUAUGGUCAUCCCAGUUCCAGAGCCAUUUGGUGGAGCUAUAAUCAUAGGACAGGAAUCCAUAACCUACCACAACGGGGACAAGUACUUGGCCAUCGCCCCACCGACCAUUAAGCAAAGCACCAUCGUGUGCCACAACCGCGUGGACCCCAACGGAUCCCGUUAUCUCCUGGGGGACAUGGAAGGCCGGCUGUUCAUGCUGCUGCUGGAGAAGGAGGAGCUAAUGGAUGGCACUGUGGCCCUCAAAGACCUGCACGUGGAGCUGCUCGGAGAGACGUCCAUUGCCGAGUGUCUGACCUACUUGGACAACGGAGUGGUGUUCGUGGGCUCCAGACUGGGCGACUCCCAGUUAGUGAAGCUCAACGUGGACAGUAAUGACCAGGGCUCGUAUGUGGCGGUGAUGGAGACAUUUACCAACCUGGGGCCCAUUGUGGACAUGUGUGUGGUGGACUUGGAGCGACAGGGCCAAGGCCAGCUGGUGACAUGCUCAGGCGCAUUCAAAGAGGGUUCCCUCCGGAUCAUCCGCAACGGCAUUGGGAUUCAUGAGCAUGCUAGCAUUGACCUGCCAGGAAUCAAAGGUUUGUGGCCACUGCGCUCCGAGGCGGGCAGAGAGACAGAUGACAUGCUGGUGCUGUCUUUCGUAGGUCAAACACGCGUGUUGAUGCUGAGUGGUGAGGAAGUGGAAGAAACUGAGCUUCCAGGUUUUGUGGACAACCAGCAGACAUUUUACUGCGGCAAUGUGGCACAUCAGCAGCUCAUUCAAAUCACAUCAGGCUCCGUUCGCCUGGUGCUCCAGGACAGCAAGGCGUUAGUGAGCGAAUGGAAAGAGCCGCAGGGCAGGAACAUCAGCGUUGCCGCCUGUAACCACACCCAGGUGGUGCUCGCCGUGGGACGGGCCCUCUACUACCUCCAGAUCCUGGCAGGAGAGCUUAAACAGAUCAGCACCACUGAGAUGGAGCACGAGGUGGCCUGUCUGGACAUCACGCCCCUGGGAGAGGCCGGUGGGGAGUCGCCACUCUGCGCCGUCGGACUCUGGACAGACAUCUCAGCCCGCGUCCUCAAACUGCCCUGUUUCACAGCCCUGCACAAAGAGAUGCUGGGCGGAGAAAUCAUCCCUCGCUCGAUCCUGAUGACCACCUUUGAAGGCAGCUACUACCUGCUGUGUGCCCUCGGUGAUGGAGCGCUCUUCUACUUUGGUCUGGACCUGCAGACUGGCGCACUGAGCGAACGCAAGAAGGUGACCCUGGGCACCCAGCCCACCGUCCUGAGGACCUUUAGAUCCCUGUCCACGUCCAACGUGUUCGCCUGCUCCGACCGACCCACUGUCAUCUAUUCCUCCAACCACAAGCUGGUCUUCUCCAACGUCAACCUCAAGGAGGUCAAUUACAUGUGCCCACUCAACUCAGAGGGCUACCCCGACAGUCUCGCUCUUGCCAACAACAGCACUCUGACUAUUGGUACCAUCGACGAGAUCCAGAAGCUCCACAUCCGCACUGUUCCCCUCUACGAGUCUCCAAGGCGGAUCUGUUACCAGGAGGUUUCCCAGUGUUUUGGGGUUUUGUCCAGCAGGGUUGAGAUCCAGGACGUGAGCGGCACCACGUCUGCUGUUCGCCCAAGUGCAAGCACUCAGGCUCUCUCCAGCAGCGUAAGCUCCAGCAAGCUCUUCCCCAGCAGCACCUCUCCCCAUGAGACCUCCUUUGGGGAGGAGGUGGAGGUUCACAGCCUGCUAGUGGUGGAUCAGCACACCUUUGAAGUUCUCCAUGCCCAUCAGUUCCUCCCCAGUGAAUACGCUCUCAGUAUGGUGUCGUGCCGCCUGGGAAAAGACCCAUCAGUUUACUUCAUUGUCGGGACCGCCAUGGUGUACCCAGAGGAGGCGGAGCCGAAACAAGGCCGCAUCAUCGUCUUCCACUACACUGACGGUAAACUGCAAACAGUGGCUGAGAAGGAGGUGAAAGGAGCCGUUUAUUCAAUGGUGGAGUUCAAUGGUAAACUGCUGGCCAGCAUCAAUAGCACGGUUCGUUUAUAUGAGUGGACCGCUGAAAAGGAGCUGAGGACGGAGUGCAACCACUACAACAAUAUAAUGGCCCUUUAUCUGAAGACCAAAGGAGACUUCAUCCUGGUGGGAGACCUGAUGAGGUCGGUCCUGCUGCUGGCCUAUAAACCCAUGGAGGGCAACUUUGAAGAGAUUGCUCGUGACUUCAAUCCAAACUGGAUGAGCGCUGUGGAAAUCCUGGACGAUGACAACUUUCUGGGAGCAGAGAAUGCCUUCAAUUUGUUUGUCUGCCAGAAGGACAGUGCGGCGACCACAGAUGAGGAGCGGCAGCACCUCCAGGAGGUGGGGGUCUUCCACCUCGGGGAGUUUGUCAAUGUCUUCUGCCACGGCUCUUUGGUGCUGCAAAACCUGGGGGAGAGUUCUACGCCCACCCAGGGUUCGGUGCUCUUUGGCACCGUUAACGGCAUGAUCGGUCUGGUGACGUCGCUGUCUGAGGGCUGGUACAGCCUCCUCCUGGACCUGCAGAACCGCCUCAACAAGGUUAUUAAGAGUGUGGGCAAGAUUGAGCACAGCUUUUGGAGGUCUUUCCACACGGAACGGAAGACGGAGCAGGCCACGGGAUUCAUCGACGGGGAUCUCAUUGAAAGUUUUCUGGACCUGGGCCGGGCCAAGAUGCAGGAGGUGGUCAGCACUCUACAGAUCGACGACGGCAGCGGUAUGAAGCGCGAGGCCACGGUGGACGAGGUCAUCAAGAUUGUGGAGGAGCUGACGAGGAUCCACUAGCCUCGACCUCCGCCCACACCCAACGGGGGUCUCCAGGAGGAACGAGGAAGGGACGGGCUGCAGAAUUGUAAAUAAUUCUAAAUAAACAGUGUGUGCAUGUUCGUCCUUCAGACUUCAAUGAUUCGUCAGCCGUUAAGACCUGAAGCUGCUACAUCCGUUCUGUAGCUCUGUAUUUAGACAAGAGUCUGUAGGCGAAGUGCGUAGCAUCCUGUUUGGACAAAAAGACCAAAGUAAAGACGUUGGUCUGGGUGUGUGUGUGUGUGUGUGUGUGUGUGUGUGUGUGUGUGUGUGUGUGUGUGUGUGUGUAUACACGCAUGUGUGAUCGCGUCUGUGUGGAAUAACGUGUGACUAUAAAUAAGAAAAAGGCAGACUUUCCUCUCCAAAACAUACUCGGGGAUAUCUGUGACAGUUUAAGCAGGUUCAAAGUUUGAUGAUCCUUUACGGUUGAACACAGUACACAGUUGAAAUCUGACUGAUUUACACUUUUCAACUUUAUCAUUGAAGUCUGGAGUAAAAAUGCUGUGUGAGACAUGAAAUGAGGAAAAUGAUAGAUUUAUAGCUAUUUUGUCUUUGUGAUGUUUUCUUUGUUUAUUCUAAUAAACUUUGCUUUAGUACUGUUAAA
Molecule: messenger RNA, 4149 nt
Organism: Sphaeramia orbicularis (orbiculate cardinalfish)
Lineage: Eukaryota; Metazoa; Chordata; Actinopteri; Kurtiformes; Apogonidae
Gene: ddb1
Product: damage-specific DNA binding protein 1
Exons: 27
Coding region: 105-3527 (1140 amino acids)
Cellular component (GO): nucleus
Molecular function (GO): protein binding; nucleic acid binding
Source: RefSeq, a predicted model, not a curated record